GUUCAGUCGUCGGCAGGGCAAGGCAGGGUCAUCGACAGAAAGCUAACCGCAGAGGUCCUGCCGCGACAAAAGACGUGUUUUCGUCGGCUUUCCAAGACUCCUGCCGUGAGAUGACGCCCUCCCUGGCCGCGCUGGCCGCCCUGGCCGUCGUCCUGGCCGUGACGGCGCUGCCCCCGAGUCGCGCCGCGCACAUCGCCGCGCCGGAGUCCAACUCCGUGACGGCAUUCUUGGAGACGGACGACGACUACCCGCUCCCUGAAGACCUCAUUGUCGGCACGGGGUCGUCCUCGUAUCAGGUGGAAGGAGCCUGGAACGUUGACGGCAAGGGAGAGAGCGUGUUCGACUACUUCUACCACAACAGGAAUAAGGGUUCCCAGAACGCCGACGAUGGCUGCGACUCGUACCACAAGUACAAGGAGGACGUGAAGGCGGUCAAGGCCUUGAAGAUGCAGAUGUACCGCUUCUCCUUGUCGUGGUCGCGCAUCAUGCCGGACGGCACUCUCGCCAGCCUCAACCAGGCCGGGGUUGACUACUACAACAACUUGAUCAACGAGCUGAUCGCCAACGGCAUCGAACCAUUCAUAACUUUAUACCACUUCGACCACCCUCAAGUCCUGGAGACUCAGUUCGGCGGCUGGACGAGCCCCAAGAUGAUUGACCUCUUCGUCGAAUUCUCCCGGUUCGCUUUCAAGACGUUCGGAGACAGGGUCAAGUACUGGGUCACGCUCAACGAGCCCCACAUGCACUGCAACAUCGUCUACGACAGCGCCACCAUCGCCCCCGCCAUCAAGAGCCCCGGGAUCAAGCAGUACCAGUGCAUCCACAACGAGCUCGUGGCCCACGCCAAGGUGUACCGUCUGUACAAGUCCGACUUCAACAGGGCUGAUGGGCUGAUCGGCAUGACAGUGGAGACCUUCUUCGCGUCACCCACCGACACUCAGUACGAGAACAUCCAGGCGGCCGAGCGCUACAACCUGUUCGAGAUGGGCAUCCAGGCGGACCCCAUCAUCUUCGGCGACUACCCGGCCCUCGUCAAGGACAUGGUGGCCGCGGCCAGCAAGGCCCAGGGCUACAAGGAGUCCCGGCUGCCUCCCCUGACUGCCGACGAGCAGGCCCUGCUCAAAGGAUCCACCGACUUCAUCGGCCUGAACGCGUACUACGGCAGGUCCGUGAUCAGCGGCGUCGACCCGAUGGCGGCGGAGACUUCCCCGUGGAGGGACGCGCACGUCGUGGUGACGGGCCCCGGCUUCGCCUCCGGCUUCAGCAUGAGCAUGCCCUGGGCGUUCCGCGGCGCGCUCCUCUGGCUGAAGGAGCGCUACGGCAACCAGCCCAUUUUCGUCACCGAGAACGGCGUCGCCACCACGCCGGAGGUGGGCGACCAUGACAUCGCCCGUGCCGCCUACCACAGUGACUACAUUCGCACGCUGGUGGACGCCGUGAGGAACGACGGCUGCAAGGUCAUCGGCAUGACGGCCUGGAGUCUGCUGGACGGCUUCGAGUGGGGAUCCAACCGCAUGAUGGGCAUGGUGAGCGUCGACCUCUCUAAGCCCGAGAAGCCCCGCAAGCUCAAGGACUCCUCCGCCUUCUACGUGAAGAUGAUGACGGAGAGGAAGGUGCCUUUGGUGAAGAUUCCGGACAGCACCACCGCCGCCCCCGUCACCAAACCCACCACCCAGCCCGCCCCCCGCACUUCCACCGCCAAGCCCGCCCCCGGCACCAGCCCCAAGCCCGCCCCCGGCACCAGCCCCAAGCCCGCCCCCGCCACCACCCCCAAGAACUCGGCGUCCGGGCUGCUGGCGCCGUGGUCCAUCGUCAUCCUGGCCAUCGCCACUCUAGCCAGAGCGUAAAUCGGACCUCUGUUCUCUUAAUUUAUUUCAAUGUGAAGUUCUAACUCGAUAGAAGUAAAGAAGUCAGUAACAGAAAGUCAGUAAAAGAAGUCACCGGCACUGCGUGUAUGGUUCGAUAUGAUUCUUCGAUGGACUAAGGUUUCCCUUUACUUUUAUCGGAAGGACUGCCUAGCUUGAGUCUCUAAAUGUUCCUAUUUCAUCGUUUUAAUGACAUCGUGUACAUAGCAAAAUAAAUAUAAUUUUUACCGAAAAAA
Messenger RNA from Thrips palmi, 2101 nucleotides. RefSeq names its product myrosinase 1-like. NCBI's taxonomy places the organism in Eukaryota, Metazoa, Arthropoda, Insecta, Thysanoptera, Thripidae. The transcript is spliced from 9 exons. Gene Ontology annotation, biological process: carbohydrate metabolic process. Gene Ontology annotation, molecular function: beta-glucosidase activity. The record is from RefSeq and is a predicted model, not a curated record. Bases 111 to 1847 code for a protein of 578 amino acids.